GUCUUACGGCGAAGUGUUUGAGUGUGUACUGCUGUGGUGCACACCAACACGAUGCUGACCGCCUUGCUUGCCGCCACGCUAGUGCUGGCGGCUUCUUCUCCCGCGGAGGCUUUCCUGCCACCAAGAUGCCCACGCCUUGCGGCCAAUCAUGCAGGAACAAGAGCUCCUAAGGCCGGCCAGGUGCCGUGCCCGAUGUCGAUGACCACGGGGCCGUCCCCUCUCCUAGAGGCAGCAGAGGCAGUACGAUCCGGGCGCAUCUCCUCGGAGGAGCUGGUAACCCAGGCUUUGAAAAGGCUAGAGGAGGUCGAGGGAGAUGUGGGUGCCUUUCUGAGUGUGCAGGGCCGCGCGGCAGUGGACACGGCUAGGUCAAUAGACCGGAAGGUAGCCGAAGGGUGCAAAGAGACGCUGGCGCUCCCACUGCUCGGUGUGCCCUUGGGCGUGAAGGACAACCUGUGCACCGCUGGAGUUCCAACGACAGCGGCGAGUCGGAUACUGGAAGGAUACCGACCUUCGUACGACGCCUCUGCCGUGUCCAAGCUCAAGCUAGCGGGCGGGAUCGCGCUUGGCAAGACGAACAUGGACGAGUACGGCAUGGGAUCGACGACGGAGACGUCGGCCUUCCAGGUCACGAGAAACCCGAGGAACAUCGACCAUGCGCCCGGGGGCUCGUCAGGCGGCUCCGCGGCGGCAGUAGCGGCGGGUGUUGUGACGGGGGCCCUUGGUACGGACACCGGGGGCUCCGUGCGACAGCCGGCUUCCUGGUGCGGCGUCGUUGGGCUCAAACCUACGUACGGACGUCUCAGCAGGAAGGGGUUGAUCGCGUAUGCGUCUUCGACGGACUGCAUCGGCCCCAUUGCGUCGUCAGUAGCCGAUUGUGCCGCUCUGUUGGGUGCGGUAGCUGGGGAGGACAGGGCGGGAGACUCGACUUCCCUUCAACAGCCUGUGCCGGACUACACCGCACUGCUCAAGGAGUCCGCGGCGUCUGGUGGCUCACGGCCAUUGGAAGGAAUCAAGAUGGGGGUGAUUCGGGAGGCGCUAGUGGAGCGAGUCCAGCCGGACGUUGCCGCAGCUGUGAAAGAGGCCAUCGACACGAUGGCGUCCCUCGGUGCAGAUGUGACCGAGGUAUCCCUCCCGUCCCUCCCGGAGCAAUGCGCCGCGUACUACGUAACCGCCCUGUCGGAGGCGUCGGCAAACCUUGCCAGAUUUGACGGGAUACGAUACGGGCAACGCAACUCCGAGGCAACUUCUUCCAAGGAAGCGAUGCUCAAGAGCAGACACGACGGCUUCGGGGCAGAGGUUCGACAACGGAUUAUUCUAGGAACUUUCUCCCUGUCUUCUGGGUAUUCGGACAAGUACUACAAGCGGGCGCAGGCGAUUCGCGAGGGGCUUUCCCGUGAUUUUUCCACGGUUUUCGAGAAGCUGGACGUCCUUGUUUGUCCCACCGCGCCCACCACCGCGUACCGGCUGGGGGAGUACGCCGAGAAGGGCGUGGGUGUUUACGCCGACGACGUUUUCACGACCCCAGCGUCUCUCGCGGGGCUCCCCGGGUUGAGCGUGCCUUGCGGGCAGGACCGAGCUGGCCUGCCGAUAGGCGUUCAGUUAAUGGGAAAACCAUUGUCAGAAGAUUUGCUCCUUAGGGUGGGGCAAGCGUACGAGUCCGCAACACCUUGGCAUCGACAAUUCGCGCCUGGAGUGUCUGCUUCUUCUCCGGCCGCGGCAGUGCCAGCGGGGGCAGCGUAGACAGGGAGUGCCCAGGGUUUGACCCAUUAACGAGCGUUUUUUUGCUGAGGUUAUGACCUGAGAACAAUCAAUCGGUUCUCGUGGGAUGCUCUGUGGUUUUGAAGAGUCGAACAUAGUUUUAAAUAGGUGGCAGCAGCGAGCCUCCUUCACGUCGUCGGUAUUGAUAUUUUGGGGGUUUUAGGGGUUUCGACAGACAGGUGGAUAUUGUAUGAAUAUGAUGCAGCCGGAAGUAAGAAUGAAGCUUAUCUUGCGUGUUGUGUCUGUCAGGAGUACCGAUGGGCUCAACCUUCAACUCUCCUGAAUGAUCAUGUCGUUCGGGCCCUUCGCAGCCACAUGUUGAGGCGCCGUCACCAUUCACAAGGUACAUGACAUGACAUGUGUUAUCAUCACAUCCGUGGUAGCCCCAGCUGGAGGUAGACUGAUGUGAUCUCCUGCCCCACUUGCGACCGGUUAGUGACCAACUCUGAGUGUAGCGCAUGAGGCGACCUCGAUAUGAGCGGCAGAAUUUUGGGUAGAAAUGGGUCCGCGACCUACUUCUGACAGCAGUUUGUGCUGGUAAGAGAGCAGGACCAUGGUCUGCUGAGAACGCGGCCAACCACCACCGUGCGCCCCACCAAAAAAUACGUUCCCAAGGCCACACGAACGGAACCGUAGCAACAACACACGCCCUUGAGAGAGCAGCCGUUAGACUGCUGUGUGGUAGCAACAGAGUAGAGAGCAACACUACCCACGCGUGAACGAAAAAACAUGCGCGUUUUUCGGCCCGUUUUGUCCCAUCCCGGCCGUUUGGCGGGCAUUCCACAUCCCCUCCAAGAGGCGUUCACGGUUCAACGGACUGCCCCCGCAGCACACGUCCGAGCGGAAAGUAGAAGAGCCCAGUAUACACUGUACAUCACAGCUAACGCGCGCAUCAGGGCGAGAGAGGCAAACAAGAACUCUCCCGGGGUCGUGAGCACGUGAGCACUGGAGACGUGAUAAAGGAAAUACUAACGCAGCUUCAGCGGCACGAAGGGACUCGUUUCCGGUGUAGAGUAGGGGCGUUGCCAUGUCGGAGACUACCCUUCAAAAGGUAGAGAUUGAGGUGCAGAGGCUUACGACGGAGUUGGAGAGCCUGGAGCGAGCUCAGAUGUAUUCAGCGGCCUUCGAUAACCUGUUGGGGUACGUGAGCGAAACCCCCGAACCGUUCUCGUCCGCGCCACCGGAGCCUAACUCCUGGCAUGCGAACGUCGGAAGCGCCGGUGGCUGUUGCUCGGUGUCGUGAUUGGAGGCCACCUCACAAACCACGUUGGCGAGGGGGUCGUGAGUACAGGCCUAUGGGGGCUACGCGGCAGUGGUCUACGCAGCAACAUUGAUUAAGCAAACAUAUGGGAUAUAACCUGUUGGGGUACGUGAGCGAAUCCCCAGAACCGUUCUCGUCCGCGCCACCGGAGCCUUACUCCUGGCAUGCGAAUGUCGGAAGCGCCGGUGACUGUUGCUCGGUGUCGUGAUUGGAGGCCACCUCACAAACCACGUUGGCGAGGGGGUCGUGAGUACAGGCCUAUGGCGGCUACGCGGCAGUAGUCUACGCAGCAACAUUGAUUAAGCAAACAUAUGGGAUAAAGUAUUCAAUCCGUGCUUUAGGGUUAGGGUUAGGGAUAGGGAUAGGGUCCUGCGUCCCCCCCCCAUUCUUAGAUACUCUUAAAAUCCUGCGUAGACGGUCUCUACGGGUGGAUGAAAGAAUCGCCGGAAGCUCCGUUGGAAUUGCCGGCCGCUCCACGUCCGUUUGGUCACAUUUUUGUGUCAAGGACGACCUAUGUGCUUUUUUUUUUGCCGUGCUAGUGUUGGGCAGCUAGGCAGGAGGAGGUUUGGCGCGGGAUUUCACCGAUCGAAGGAGCCGGCAGAAAAGAAAGUUGAUGGUGAGAAGAAGACCGUCAAGUCAAGUCACACAAGGCGAGCGCGUAUCUGUGCUGGCUCACGUAGCCAGGCUGGUUAUAACGGCGGCGUUUGAAGGAUGAACGGGGUGGUGGUGGUAUGUCCUUUUAGCCAACGAUGCGUUUGUGCAUUGACGCCAGGUGUAGGAAGGUUCUGUGUUGGGUGUUUCUUGUUUUUAGCUUCGCGCACAGUAAGUCACGGCUCUCGUAUCCGCCCCCGAGGUGAGGACCCAAAAGAGGCCUCGUUGCCUUUUUGUAUGUUUUACUUUGAACCGAAGAGUCAUGAGUUUCGGUGGCGCUUUUUCUCCACGCACGCCUUUAUUUUGUGUUGCUGUUAUUCUCCCACCGAGAGGGAGGGGGCGAGUGAAGGGGGAGACGAGGUUGGGUUCGGGCGGGCCCAGAGGCAGGGGCACACCACAGACUGCAAGUUUCCAGAGGUCAAUGAUUGAUGUCGGAUGUUGAGGGUUGACCUGUUGCGUGCUUGGGACGGAAUAUAGAGAAAAGAAAUACUGAGGAGCGCAGCUUCGCGAUUUUCGUUUCGUAAGCUGUCGAAGUUAUGUGUUUGGUUGGCAGGGAAACGUCUUGUGUUAGCCGGGCGUGUGUGUGUUAUCAUUCUCCACCCGAUGGUGAUAGGACAGCCGCCAGGAGCAGCGUACAUUAACGCAUGUUGUGUUCGUUAUGUUCGAUUUUCGUUCUUUUUUCAAGGGGGGGUCUUCUCGCUGUAAAAGGAAGUUAUUCAGAAACAUUUUCUUUUUUCGCUCCUCUGCGGUUCAGCUUCGUUUUGGGAAGCACGUUGAAAGCAACAGCUAGAGGAAUGCCUCUCGUACGCGUAUCAUACGGAAACUACAGCGCAAGCUACAAUCGUAGUUUGAGGCAUUGCAUCUCUGAUAUCACGCGAUGUCGGUGACUCGUGUGUUUCCACCGAAGGCGGUCGUCUGUGGAUUGACCAGACUAACCAGGCUGCUAUUGAGUUGAUCCGACGCUUUGUGCCAGCAACGGGGAAACCGAGUGAGGAUGACUUGGACGAGAAGGAAGCUUCGCCCAAUGAGCACAAGGCCGUGCUCACGGUGUUCUCCCACCACAACAGAGUUCCCUCGCGGGUAAUGUAUGUGUUCCUUUUUGCUUCAUCGCUGAGUUUGACGAGGUGAGCGUUAGGAGCUGUGGCAUGGCCGGAGAGCUCACGGCUGUCGCUGAAUCUUGCUCUAGGUAGUGUAUAGUCCUUGGUGAAGUCGUAGGGGCUGGGUGGUUGUGGCGUCUGGGGCUGCGCGGGCCCGAGUUGAGUGCGCGUUUGGGAAAGCCCAGCCGUUGUGUUAGAACCACCCAGUUUCUCGCUCUGGCCCGACGUAGGGACGCACGGCUUUGUUUCGUCCAGCUGGUUGACCGCGACUUGUGUGCCGUUGCCU
Molecule: messenger RNA, 5053 nt
Organism: Ectocarpus sp. CCAP 1310/34
Lineage: Eukaryota; Phaeophyceae; Ectocarpales; Ectocarpaceae
Source: the annotation of a GenBank genome assembly